GACAGCCGCUUGAAGCCGCGGCGAUCUAUAAGCAGCCCCUCGAACCUGGAAUUUUAGAAGCUUAAAACAGAAAACCUACAGCCGUCCAAAAGUACUAGAUCUCUUUACCCCUCUCGCAUUCGCCUCUUCAACGUUCCUCUCCCAUCUCCCUCCCAUCUACCGAUCCAACACAAAAUACACGUCAUGACCAACUUCAAGAUCCAGAUCAUCUCCGACACCGUCUGUCCCUGGUGCUACGUCGGCUACAGACGCCUCUCCCGCGCAAUUACAGCCCACCAAGGCAAAAACCCCCUAGACACCUUCACCCUAACCUGGAACGCAUUCUACCUCAACCCCGCAGCCCCCGAAUUCCCCGGCGCGGACAAAGCCAACUGGUACGCCGUGAAAUUCGGACCCGAGCGCACGGCGGCGAUGUUCUCGCGUCUGUCUGCCAUCGGCGAGGGCGAGGGUAUCAAGUUCAGUUUUGGCGGGAAUACGGGGAAAACGCGCGAUUCGCAUCGUUUGCUCUGGUAUGCGGGGCAAUUGGAGGAAGCUAAGCGUGCAGAUGCCCCUUCUACUUCUGCCGUGGUAGGCGGGCUACAAACCCGCGUCGCGGAGAAUCUAUUCCGCGCAUACUUUGAGGAUGAAAAGAAUAUUACCGAUCCACGGGUAUUGUUAGAGGCCGGAGUUGAGGCGGGGUUGGGUCGGGAGGAGGUGAAGAAGCUUUUGGAUUCAGAGGAGGGAGGGGCCGAGGUUGAUUCCGAGGCGAAGACUGCGUCGAGACGGUUGGUUACUGGUGUGCCGUAUUUUUCGAUUCAGGGCAAGUAUUCUGUGGAAGGGGCCGAUGAGCCCGAGACGUUUUUGGAGAUUUUUGAGCAUAUUAAGGAGGAUGAACAGAUCUAAGGUUGAAGAUUUUUGAGUUGUUGGGGAAGUACUAUGUAUCAUUUCAAGCUCUAAUC
Penicillium brasilianum is the source of this 938-nucleotide messenger RNA. The record is from the annotation of a GenBank genome assembly. NCBI's taxonomy places the organism in Eukaryota, Fungi, Ascomycota, Eurotiomycetes, Eurotiales, Aspergillaceae.